CUAUAAAUCCGGGAUUAUAUAUAUAUAUUUUGUUGGUCCGACAGCUGUGAAUUUUCCACAAGGCGCCACAAAGAAAAGCAAUGACCUACAAAAUUAGGGAAAUAACCGCAACCCACAUCCCGCAGCCUAUGUAGUUUGAAAAGAAAGUGUCGCUGGUGGUUGAAAAUGAGCUCACGUGUUGACGCCUCUGGUCUAGGGCAAACAAGCGAGACAACUUCUCUCAACAAAAUGUAUAGCUUCGAUCUAUCUGGGCACAGGUCCAGCCAGUAUGAGGGCGUAAAUGUUAACGGAAUUUACUCCUGUCCCGUCCCCACGACCUCUGUGCAACGGGAUGAGAUGAGAGCCAGCCUGCGUGGCCAAACGGAUACUCCUUUGCUGUCAGGAACACAGAUAACCAUGGUCUCCAGUAGCUCUUCCGUGGACGCAAGCGGGCUAAACUACGGCGACCGAACGCUGCUGGGACUAGGGGCAGUUGGAAACCCGGACAGGACCGCAAAAUCCAGCGGCAGCAAGAACCAAGAGAGUGACAGAAACGCGGAUAACACGCAGUCAGUGAAACGAAACACAAGUUUGAACCAGCUUCAGGAAAGUGAGCAGCGGCCGCAGAUUUAUCCAUGGAUGACAAAACUGCACAUGAGCCACGAAUCGGAGGGUAAGCGGUCCAGGACCAGUUACACCCGGUACCAGACUCUCGAACUGGAGAAAGAGUUUCACUUCAACCGGUACCUGAGCCGCCGCAGGCGCAUAGAGAUCGCCCACACUCUGUGUCUAAACGAGAGGCAGAUCAAAAUCUGGUUCCAGAACAGACGGAUGAAGUGGAAGAAGGACUCAAAGCUCAAAGUGAAGGAGUAGAGAUGCUCGCGGGGAGCACGCACGCAGCACCCCACUCUGCAGAGCGCACGCGGAGCGCAGGAGUGCCGCCUGACCUUCAGAUGAACCGCAAGGAGCAAUGACAUCAUGACACCGCUCUGUGUGCUUCAUCACCAAUUAUGUGUCACUUGCUGCAGUUUGGGACCUAAUGUAUUGAAUAUCAUUCACUUUGAUCAAUCGGUUUACAUUUCUAAAUUAAUUUGCUGCCCAUGCGAUGAUAACCCCACUUUACUGCGUGUAAGGAACAGGAGGUUGAGGGGAGCUCGUCCCCGAGAGGCUUGGCUCUGCACUGCACUCACAAGAUGCACAAUAUUAAUAAUCCGCUUAUGGUUAAGAUAAGAGGUCACUGUGCGAGGAAUGAAGUCAUUUCCAACUCUGCCAGUUUAUGUUUAGAGUUCAGUGAAUCAAAUAAAGGAAAAAGAAAGUCGUGCUGUCCUGAAAGGGUUAAGAUCCUGUUAUUUUAUCAUGCUUGGAUGUUGUGGAAUGUGUGUGGACUGACCAGUGUGCCUGUAAGUGGAUUCUCCGUCUGUGUCUGUCAUUCCUCGUGGAAGUGAAUCAUUCUGUAAACUGUAUUGACUGUAUGUUAAAAUAUUGUAACGUGCAAUGAAGUCGUUUCUCUCCUGACGGUGCCUGCUAAACACAAGGCCUCAAAAAUCACUGAAAGAUAGCCUGUUUGUUGACUGUCAUUAAUAAAGUUAUUCAAAAUGAGGACA
Oryzias latipes (Japanese medaka) is the source of this 1583-nucleotide messenger RNA. It is a transcript of the gene hoxc5a, whose product is annotated as homeobox C5a. Gene Ontology annotation, biological process: anterior/posterior pattern specification; embryonic skeletal system morphogenesis; positive regulation of transcription by RNA polymerase II. The record is from RefSeq and is a predicted model, not a curated record. Gene Ontology annotation, molecular function: DNA-binding transcription factor activity, RNA polymerase II-specific; RNA polymerase II cis-regulatory region sequence-specific DNA binding. NCBI's taxonomy places the organism in Eukaryota, Metazoa, Chordata, Actinopteri, Beloniformes, Adrianichthyidae. Gene Ontology annotation, cellular component: nucleoplasm; nucleus.